Molecule: messenger RNA, 652 nt
Organism: Musa acuminata subsp. malaccensis (wild Malaysian banana)
Lineage: Eukaryota; Viridiplantae; Streptophyta; Magnoliopsida; Zingiberales; Musaceae
Source: RefSeq, a predicted model, not a curated record
CGCCGAUCUUAAAGCAAGCACCGCCAUUCCUGGGAUGUUCAUAUUGCUCCUCGCGGAGGCUCUCAUCGUAGCGCCUUCUGUUCUCAGAUCUCCGCACCUAAAGUUCUUUUACUUCAAGGAGACAAAGGUAAUCAGGAAAGAGCAUAUCCUGAUGCCUUUUCUGAGAUCUUUUUCAGGCAUGCGAUUGCCAGGGGUUCUCAGGCAGUUGGAGCAAGACCUGGAGACUGUAAUAACUGUACUGCAGCCAGGACCAUUAGGGAUCAUCGAGCACAAGUUUUCGGCUGCUGAGGUGCAAGGAGCAAAGGCCAUAGUCCAAAGCUCAGUUGAGAAUUGGCGAAGGAAUUCUGCACAUGAAAGAAAUGGCCACGUUUGGCAGCAAUCCAAAAGUGCAACAUCACAGGAGUGACAAAUCUACUUGCUACUGGAUUUGCAAGAACAAAGGGACCUGGUUCUUCAAAUGCUACUGACUCAUGUGGAUGUUCUUGCUUUGUAAGCACUCCCUAUCCUAUCUUUGAAUGUCAAGUUUUUGGACUCCUUUGAGAGAGAAGCGCGCAUGUGUCACAAAAUAUAAUCGAAUCGAUCAGUCUAUAGAAAGAUUAUAUCUCCAAUUAAGUGGCAUUUUGUUAAUUAUGAGAAUUUGUUUUAUACAUAA